AUGAAGAUCCAAGACCGCACCUUCAUCAUCUCUGGCGGCGCAUCCGGCCUCGGCAAGAGCUCCGCCAUCGAAAUCAUCAAGGCUGGCGGCUAUGUCUCUGUCCUCGACUUGUCCGACGAAGAAGACGGCCAGCAGUUGGAAAAGGAGCUGGGCCCGUCCGCAAAGUUCUUCCACUGCAAUGUGACUGAGACCGAGAGCAUCGCAAAGGCCAUCCAGGGCACCGUGGACUGGGUGAAGCAGACAGGAAAGCCUUUGGGCGGUGUCAUCCCAGGAGCAGGCAUUGGCCUUCCAGCAGCUAUCCUUAACCGCAAGGGCCAGGCUCUGAACAUGGACGACGUCGACUUUGUCCUGAGCGUCAACUUUAGAGGCGUGAUUGACCUCGUCCGACAAGCCGCAGUCCAUAUCGCCAAGGUCGAUCCCGAGGGCCCUGACGGAGAGCGCGGCGUCGUCAUCUUGGUCAGCAGCUCGAGUGCCUUCGAUGGUCAGUACGGCCAGGUUGCCUAUGCGGCUACCAAAGGAGCCGUCGCAUCAAUGGCGUUGCCCAUGUCUCGCGAUCUGGCGAGCUGGGGCAUCCGCGUCGUUGCCAUCGCCCCCAGCCUAUUCAACACGAAUUUGACGGCUGGCAUGAGCGACAGAGUUCGGAAAGCCAUAGAAGACACGUUUGUGUUUCCGAACCGAGCCGGCAAUCCGCCCGACUUUUCCAUUUUGGUCAAGCACAUUAUUGAGAAUCCCAUGUUGAACGGAACCGUCAUUCGAUUGGAUGGAGCGUCGAGACUGAGCAAAUUGUAA
Molecule: messenger RNA, 789 nt
Organism: Trichoderma breve
Lineage: Eukaryota; Fungi; Ascomycota; Sordariomycetes; Hypocreales; Hypocreaceae
Product: short chain dehydrogenase domain-containing protein
Exons: 3
Coding region: 1-789 (262 amino acids)
Molecular function (GO): oxidoreductase activity
Source: RefSeq, a predicted model, not a curated record